GAUUACGCGCGACCUGACUGCCUACCUGACAGCUUGAUCUUUGGUGUCUGUCGUUGGAGCAUCCAUAGCUUUUGACUUUUGCAUUCAAUUCACAGCUGCCCGCCACCCACAACGACCUUGCGUUUACCUCCAUCACCCCUAAUACGAGCUUGUAGCUAUAUCAACGCAUUCAGAUCAGAUUCAAUCCACGUCAUUUCCCACCAUGUCGACUCUCGAGGAGCUCGAUGAUCUCGACCGCCGAGACAAGGAGGAGAAGAAGAGAGAUGGUGACGACAAGAAAGAGAAGAAGCCUACUGAUGGCGACGCCGACAUGCAAGAUGCAGAGGAAGAGGAGGACGACAUCCUUGACGAAGAGAUCCUGGGGCUGAGCACACAAGAUAUUCAAACCCGCAAACGAUUGCUAGAGAAUGAUUCUCGCAUCAUGAAGAGUGAGUUCUCGCGGUUAUCACACGAGAAGGCUGCCAUGGGUGAGAAGAUCAAGGAGAACCAGGACAAGAUUGCCAACAACAGACAACUCCCUUACCUGGUCGGCAACGUCGUUGAGCUGCUUGACCUGGACCCUACGGCCGAAUCAUCAGAAGAGGGUGCCAACAUUGACCUGGAUGCCACUCGAGUUGGAAAAUCAGCCGUUAUCAAGACAUCUACGCGACAAACAAUCUUCCUCCCUUUGAUUGGCCUGGUCGACGCCGAUAACUUAAAGCCUGGCGACCUUAUUGGUGUCAACAAGGAUUCGUACCUUAUUCUCGAUACGCUCCCGGCCGAGUACGACAGCCGUGUCAAGGCUAUGGAGGUGGAUGAGAAGCCCACAGAACAGUACACUGAUGUUGGUGGACUGGAUAAGCAGAUUGAAGAGUUGGUGGAAGCAAUCGUAUGGCCCAUGAAGGAGGCUGAGCGUUUCAAGAAGAUUGGCAUCAAGGCCCCAAAAGGUGCACUGAUGUACGGUCCCCCAGGUACAGGCAAGACUUUACUAGCACGAGCCUGCGCAGCACAGACGGACGCUACGUUCUUGAAGCUGGCAGGUCCUCAACUGGUUCAGAUGUUCAUUGGUGAUGGCGCCAAGCUCGUACGGGACUGCUUUGCGCUGGCUAAAGAAAAGGCUCCUGCGAUUAUUUUCAUCGACGAAUUGGAUGCGGUUGGUACCAAGCGCUUCGACAGCGAGAAGAGUGGCGACCGUGAAGUUCAGCGAACCAUGUUGGAGCUACUGAACCAGCUUGACGGUUUCGCCUCUGAUGACCGAAUCAAGGUGUUGGCUGCAACAAACCGAGUCGAUGUUCUUGAUCCUGCGCUUCUCCGAUCUGGCCGACUCGAUCGCAAGAUUGAAUUCCCCCUGCCAAAUGAGGAGGCCCGCGCUCAGAUCUUGAAGAUUCAUUCCCGCAAGAUGAAGGUUGACCCCGGUGUCAAUUGGGGUGAGUUGGCCCGAAGCACGGAUGAGUUUGGAGGUGCUAUGUUGAAGGCUGUUUGUGUGGAGGCUGGUAUGAUUGCUUUGCGAUCAGGCAAGAACAAGAUUGGCCACGAGCAUUAUGUUGAUGCCAUUGCUGAGGUGCAGGCCAAGAAGAAGGAUACUGUCAACUUCUACGCUUAAUUGUGAUGAUGUUAGAUAUUGCGGACUGGGUUACUGGUCAAACGAGCCGGGGCAUUGGGGAUUAGACGCGGCAAAGGCGAACAUAGAUCAAUGUAACACUAUCUCGACAUACCGCCGUCUCUCAUGGGGCCUUGACUUUUGAAUGGUGAAUUGACUCGACUCGGGAGUCUAAAAGUCGACAUUGACGCCUUGGAAUCGUAGAUGUCAACGUCUUUAAUGUAGAUGCCUUUACUACCUAUGGAGUUUUAGGUACUAUUUGAGCAGGUUGUUUUAUGUUGAUAUACCUAGAAUUAUAAUUAUAUGAGAUCAACAGUAGGGACAGGGUUUCAACACUCCAGACCCAGUCAUUCAACGAUUCCAAGGUAGUCAUUUCUACAACACCCAGCUCAGUCGUAGUCUCCAGGCAAA
Fusarium odoratissimum NRRL 54006 is the source of this 1990-nucleotide messenger RNA. Its product is annotated as 26S protease regulatory subunit 6A. The transcript is spliced from 4 exons. NCBI's taxonomy places the organism in Eukaryota, Fungi, Ascomycota, Sordariomycetes, Hypocreales, Nectriaceae. Bases 203 to 1582 code for a protein of 459 amino acids. Gene Ontology annotation, cellular component: proteasome regulatory particle, base subcomplex. The record is from RefSeq and is a predicted model, not a curated record. Gene Ontology annotation, molecular function: proteasome-activating activity; ATP binding; ATP hydrolysis activity. Gene Ontology annotation, biological process: proteasome-mediated ubiquitin-dependent protein catabolic process.